UCACUUUUCAGUAUUUCUGCAAGCUAGUCACGUGGGCCACCCUUUUUUCUUACAUUAUUAUUAACAUUGUGUGACACAGUCACACUGACACAGUACCUAUUGGAGAGUAUAAUGCCUGAGCUGUAAGCCUGUAAUGAAACCAAGAUUAUAGAUACACACAUAGUUACACACAUAUUUGUAUUUUAUAGUUUGAGUUGGAGAGGGAUAAUGGGGUGAUGGGAGCUUCUGGAAUCUGCUACUGACUCAAGCUAAAACCCCAUUUCUAGAUUUUACUCUUUUGGCUUUGUUAAUUUUCUGGCUUGGAUAUUGAGUUAAGUACUUGCAUUUGCUGGGUAGCUGGCCAUUUGUGCUCUGGCGCAAGAGGUUACAGGGAGGCACGACGCUGGCCUCCCAUUACUUGGACUUCUUUCACUGGUAUAUAGGGCAGGUUUUGGGAAGGCCUAAACCAAUUGUAUAUCUGUUAUUUGCUGGAGUAAUGUCGACGGCCUUAUUACACUCAGAGUCGAGGCGCCUGUAUUCUUGGUGGUGGGAUAGCCACAUUAGCCCAAAGAAUUCCAAAUGGCUUCAGGAAAAUCUUACAGAUAUGGAUGCCAAAGUGAAAGCAAUGAUCAAACUCAUUGAAGAAGAUGCAGAUUCCUUUGCAAGAAGGGCAGAAAUGUACUAUAAGAAACGCCCUGAGCUCAUGAAGUUGGUUGAGGAGUUUUACCGAGCAUACCGUGCAUUAGCUGAGAGGUAUGACCACGCAACAGGGGAGCUUCGCCAAGCUCAUCGAACUAUGACAGAAGCAUUUCCCAAUCAAGUACCAUUUGUACUGGCUGAUGACUCGCCCUCAGGAUCUGCUCAUGUUCCAGAGCCUCAUACUCCUGAAAUGCCACACCCGAUUCGUGCACUAUUUGGUCCAGAUGACUUGCACAAAGGUGCAGUGGGUCUUUCUGCAUCUGAUCUGCAUUCUGUAAAGAGUGGAUCUUCUUUUGGAGAUUGUGAUGCUGGGAUUAACAAAAAGGGGUUGAAACAGCUAUAUGAGAUGUUUGGUUCAGGAGAAAUUCUCCCACACAAAAUGAAGUUUGCAGAAGGACCAGGAAGAAAAGGAGUGGGAAAUCAUGGUAUAGGAGAGAAGGAAGAAAAUCUGCAUGAUGACUCGCAGGAAUCAGAAGAAAAUCAGAACCUAAAGAUCAAGAUCAUUUCCGAGUCCGAUCGUGCCAGUAAAGCUGAAAAUGAAGUUCAAAACCUUAAGAAGGUCCUUAAUGAUACGCUGGCUGAAAAGGAAGAUGUUCUUUCUCUCUAUCAGCAGAGUCUAGAGAAAUUGUCAAGUCUGGAAGGAGAACUUACUUGUGCAGAAAAGGAUUCAAGGAGGCUCAAGGAAGAAGCAAGCAAGGCUGAAUCUGAACUUUUUCAGUUCAAAGAAGCCAUAGUCAAAUUAGAAGCAGAAAAAGAUGCUGUUCUUAUUGAAAAUAAGAAUUAUCUAGAAAAGAUAUCUAGUCUAGAGGUUAUGGUAUCGCAUGCCAGCGAGGAUGUAAAAGGACUUGAUGAGCGAACAUUCAAAGCAGAAUUGGAAGCUCAAUAUUUUAAAAGUGAGUUAGCUAAAUUAGAGUCUGCAAAGGAAGUUAGUCUUCUUCAGUACAAGCAAUGUCUAGAGAAGAUUUCUGAUUUGGAGAAAAAAGUUUUCCUUGCCGAAGAAGAUGCCAGACGUCUUACGCGGCAAGCUGAAAGAGCUCAAACAGAAGUUGAGCAGCUUAAAACAACUCUGGCUGAAGUUACUGCAGAGAAAGAAUCAACUGCUCUUAAAUAUAAUCUCUCCCUAGAAAAAGUAUCGGCACUGGAGAGUAAGAUUUCCAGCGCCGAAGAGGAGGUCAGAUGCCUCAGUAAUGAGAUAGUGUUGGGGGCUACAAAACUAAGCCUAGCAGAAGGAAAGUCUGAUCUUUUGGAGAAGUCGAAUCAAACACUGCGGCUUGAGGCUGAUAAUUUAGUAAAGACUAUUGCGUCAAAAGAUAAAGAACUUUCUGAAAGGCAUGCGGAGCUAGAAAAACUUCAAGUCUGUAUACAAGAUGAGCAUAUGCGCUAUGUUCAAGUUCAAGGCAGUCUGCAUUCUCUGCAGAAUAUGUACUCCCAAUCUCAGGAGGAGCAGAGAAGUCUAGCUUUGAAGCUCAAAGAUGGACUUCAGGUCUUGAAGGAAAUGGAGAUGUGCAAGAAUGGUUUGGAGGAAGAAGUCCAGAAGUACAAGGACGAAAAUCAGAGCUUAAAUGAACUUAAUUCAACCUCUGCUAUUUCAAUUGCAGAUCUGCAUAAUGAAAUAAGUGGCUUGACAAUGUUGAAGGAGAGACUUGAAGAGGAAGUUACAUCACAAUUAGGUCAAAGUAAGUCCCUCCUGGAAGAAAUUUGUCGUCUCAAAGAGGAAAUUGCUCGAUUGAAUAUGAGUUACCAGACAUUGAUUAAGGAAUUGGAGUUAGUUGGUCUGAGCCCAGAAUGUGUUGUUACUUCUGUAAACAAUUUGCAGGACGAAAACUUAGAGCUAAGACAGAUCCAUGAGAACGACAAAGAUGAGAAGGAAACCCUUUUUAAGAGGUUGGCAAACAUGCAGGAACUUCUGGUUAAGAAUGCUUCACUGGAGAGCUUAUUGUCUGAUGUAAAUGGGAAGUUAGAAGGUUCACAUCAGAAGGCUUUUGAAUUGCAAGAGUCUUGCAAUAUUCUUCAUGCAGAAAAAUCUGAACUUGCUGCUGAGAAAGCCCUUAUUUUGUCUCAGUUACAGGUUAUCACUGAAAAUAUGCAAAAUUUACUUGAGAGAAACACUUUACUUGAGAACUCCCUUUCUAGUGCCAAUGUUGAAAUUGAGGGUUUGAGAACAAAAGCAAAGAGCUUGGAAGAUCUAUGCCAAUUGGUUGGUAAUGAAAGAGAUAAUCUCGUCGCAGAAAGAAGUGCCCUGGCAGUACAGUUGGAAACUGUUGGUCAGCGACUAGAUAGCAUGGAAAGGAAAUUCACAGAAUUUGAAGAAAAAUAUUCCGGCCUAGAGAAGGAGAAGGAUUCUACGCACUCUCAGUUGGAAGAUUUGAGGGUUUCUUUUAGAAUAGAGAAGGAAGAGCGAGCAAGUUUAUUACACUGGAGAGAAUCCCAUCUAGCUAGUCUGGAAAAUCAUAUCCACCUUCUACAAGAAGAAUGUAGGUGCAGAAACAAAGAAUAUCAGGAAGAACUUGAUAAAGGUGUUAUUUCCCAGUUUGAGAUAUUCAUGUUGCAGAAAUUUGUAAAAGAUAUGGAAGAAAAAAAUUGUAUGCUGUGGACAGAAUGUCAGAAACACAUUGAUGCUUCCAAAUAUGCAGAAACGCUGAUUACAGAGCUGGAGAAUGAAAACCUUGAACAACAGAUGGAGGGGGAUCUCUUAGUAGUUGAGAUUGAGAAGCUAAGAUUAGGGAUAUAUCAAAUUUUCAAGGCCCUCGAAGAUGUUCCAGAUAAUGGUACAGAUGAAAAGGUUAAAAACGAGCAAAUCUGUGUGCAUCAUAUUUUGGAAGAUGUUGCUAAUAUGAAGCUUUCUCUCGCACAGAGUAAUGAUGAUAAACAACAGUUAGUUGUUGAGAACUCAGUUCUCCUGUCCCUACUCCAGCAACUGAAAUUAGAAGGCCUGGAAGUUAUGUCCGAAAAGAAUAAUCUGGGUCAGGCUUUAAAAAGGAUGACAGAGAAGUUUUUUGUGGUGCAAUCUGAAAGACAAGAUCUUUUAGAGAUGAAUAGUCAGCUGAGAACUGAGCUGAGCAUGGAAAAACAUCAUUCGGACUUGCUUAUUACCGAUGUAGAGAGUCUCCAUGUGAAGCAGACUUGUAUGGAGUGUGCGUAUCUUGAACUACAAGAGGAAUAUUCUCAAGCCCUUGAAGAUAAUAGAACUAUGUUGAAGAAGUUUUCAGUCCUGAAGGAGGAGAAACUUAUAGUGGAAAAGGAAAAUAACACUAUUCUCUUGGAAAUGUUGACAUCGGACUGUAUAUCCACAAUUUAUGAAGGUUUUAAAUCUGAGGAUGCAGAAGAACUGAAAGCACUAAUUGAAGAUCUAAACAAUCUUCAUGGGGUUCAUGAUGAACUUGAGAAGGAGGCUAGUGCAUUGAGAGAGAAGUUGGAUAUUAAUGCAACAGAAAAUCUACGAAUGCAGAAUGUAGUUGAAAAGGUAGAGAUGGAAUUAUCUGGUGUAAAAUAUCAAAACUGUAGACUAAAGCAGGAAAUAUCAAGCGGAGCAGAUUUGCUGAGCCAUAGAGAAAAGCAACUUUCUGAUGCAGAGCAGAAGAUUAUGAUAACAGAAAACUUGAACUCGGAGUUGUGCAGAAGUCUAGAGGAAUUAAAGAAGGUAUAUAAGGAAACAGAAAUAGCGAAAGAAAAUUUAGAGGUUCAAAUUCUUCAACUGUCUCAUAAUAAUAUGAGCCAACAUGAGGAAAUUCAAGUACUUCUUGAAGUUAAAGGAGAAUUAGAAGCCAAACUUUGCAAGUUGAAUGAACAGAUAGUGGAAAGAAGAAUUCGAGAAGAGAACUUGAAUUCCGAACUGCAAGAGAGGCACAAAGAGUUUGAACUGUAUGAUGCUGAAGCUUCAACAUUUUAUUUUGACCUUCAAGUCUCUGCUACUCGUGAAGUUCUGGUCGAAGAAAAGGUUCAUGAACUUACUGGAGUGUGUGAAACUCUUCAAUCUGAAAGUGCUUCUAAGACAGAAGUGAUUGAACAGAUGAAAGAAAGAGUUAACUCCAUGGAGAGAGAAAUUGGGGGACUAAAAGCCCAGCUACUUGCAUAUGCCCCUGCUAUUUCCUCGCUGAAGGAUGACAUAAAAUCUCUUGAGCAGAGUACACUCUCUUGGGGAAAGCAUGUUGGAGCUGUAAAUCAAUCACCAAAGGAUGUCGAAAUGGAGGCUCCCACUCAUGGAAAAGGAGCGAUAGAUGUGCAACAGUAUCCCAUGCAAGAUGGACUUUCAGAUUUGCAGAUGUUGCGGAAUAGGAUUAAAGAAGUUGAGAAAGCAGUGGUUGAACAAAUGAACAAGAAUGAGAUUCACAUGAAAGAUAUUCCACUUGAUCAUGUCUCUGACCGGUCACCAUAUGGAGGUAGCAGAAGAGGGACUAGUAGCGCAGAUGAUCAGAUGCUGGUGCUAUGGGAAACGGAUGAUGCUGAUCACACUGACAUUAAUCAAAAGGAGGUUUAUAAAACAUUUGGAGAUAAUAUUGUUUAUGAUCAUUCCGAAGAUGCACAAAACAGGAACACACAUCCGUCUUCAGCAUCGGAAAUGGAAAAAGAGUUGGGCGUCGACAAGUUACUGGUCUCUACAAGCAAAUCCAAGCCUGAUUUUGGAGGGAACCACAAGAAAAUAUUAGAGAGAUUGGGUUCAGACGGGCAAAAACUGGCAACUAUUCAGUUAACAGUGCAGGAUCUUAGAAGGAAACUAGAAACAAACAAGAAAAGCAAAAAGGCUAAGAAUGUUGAUUUGGAAACGGUGGAGGAACAGUUGCAAGAAGUUGAGGAGACCACUGUACAACUCUUUAAUCUCAACGGCCAAAUGACCAGGAAGAUAGAGGAGAUUUUAUUUUAUGCCGAUGGGAAGAGUUCUACCGAGCUAGAGGAGGCUGUUAGUGUCCAGAAGAAGAGAGUUGCAGAACAGGUACGAAAAGGGUCCGAGAAGAUUGGAAGGUUGCAGUUGGAGGUCCAAAAGAUCCAGUAUGUCUUGAUAAAACUAGAUGAUGAGAAGAACAGCAAAGGAAAAAACCAAGCUUCGAAGUCCAAGAGUAGAACCACAAUUAUUCUGAGAGACUUCAUUCUUCACCGUGGAAAGAGAAGCAGUGGAAGGCGAAAGAAGGGUCGAUUCUGUGGCUGUUUUAAGCCUUCUGUCGGAGAAGUUAACAUCUAAUCCAUCAAUUCUCUGGUUAGCUAUUAGCUAAAGUUUCCUGCAAUGCUACUCUCAUUAGAUUUCCUAGUUUUAGUUGCAUAAAAUGUUAGUCAUAAAAUUUAUAUUGGAUGUAAUAAAUCUUCAUAAGCUCCUCUUACACAUUUAACAAUAAUGUCCAAGUUGAAUCUUAUCCUGAA
This is a messenger RNA of Daucus carota subsp. sativus, 6030 nucleotides long. Its product is annotated as protein NETWORKED 1D. Gene Ontology annotation, molecular function: actin binding. Lineage: Eukaryota; Viridiplantae; Streptophyta; Magnoliopsida; Apiales; Apiaceae. The transcript is spliced from 5 exons. The record is from RefSeq and is a predicted model, not a curated record. The coding region runs from base 476 to 5854 and encodes 1792 amino acids.